Molecule: messenger RNA, 1414 nt
Organism: Quercus robur (English oak)
Lineage: Eukaryota; Viridiplantae; Streptophyta; Magnoliopsida; Fagales; Fagaceae
Product: protein trichome birefringence-like 39
Exons: 5
Coding region: 60-1160 (366 amino acids)
Cellular component (GO): Golgi apparatus
Molecular function (GO): O-acetyltransferase activity
Source: RefSeq, a predicted model, not a curated record
ACAACUUUUCAUUACUCCUCGUCCUUUUAUUUAUUAAUUCUGAAUCGAAACCCAAGGAAAUGGGUUUCCUCCUAUUCUUCCAAGCACUGUUUCUCUUUGUAUUGCAGAUUUUGUUUUCCCACCAAGCAAGAGCUGAAGAUUUCAUUUCCCUCAGUAAUGCUACAAAAAAUUUCAGUGCCAGAAAACUUGCUGGUAAAUGCAAUUUGUCUCGUGGAAAAUGGGUCUACGAUGCUUCCUACCCUCUCUACUCUUCCUCUAGCUGCCCCUUCAUAGAUGCACAAUUCAACUGCCAAAAGUAUGGCCGCCCUGAUAACUCGUACCUCAAAUACAGAUGGCAACCUUUCUCUUGUGCCAUACCCAGGUUUAAUGGGUUAAAUUUCUUGGAGAAGUGGAGAGGCAAGAAGAUUAUGUUUGUGGGAGACUCACUGAGUUUGAAUCAGUUUCAAUCUUUAACGUGCAUGAUUCACGCAUCGGUGCCAAAGUCAAAGACCACAUUCAUAAGGAAAGAUGGGCUGUCUUCAGUGACAUUUGAUGAUUAUGGAGUGAAAAUAUUGCUAUUUCGCACACCAUACCUUGUAGAUCUUGAUAAUGAGAAGGCGGGACGAGUUUUGAAGCUUGAUUCAAUCAAGAAUGGCAAUGCAUGGAAAGGCAUGAACAUGUUAAUCUUUAACACAUGGCAUUGGUGGACCCACACAGGGAAAACCCAACCCUGGGAUUAUAUGCAAGAGGGAAACAAAUGGUACAAAGAUAUGAACCGUCUGAUUGCGUUUUAUAAAGGGCUAACCACUUGGUCUAGAUGGGUCAACCUAAAUGUUGAUGCUUCCAAAACCAAAGUCUUCUUCCUAGGGAUUUCUCCCACCCAUUACGAGGGCAGGGAUUGGAAUCAACCAUCAAAAACAUGCUCAGGUGAGAAGCAACCAUUCUUUGGUCUAAAGUACCCUGCAGGCACACCUUUAGCUUGGACAGUUGUGAACAAAGUAUUAAGCAGAACUAAGAAGCCAGUCACUUUCCUAGAUGUUACAAAACUCUCACAAUAUCGGAAAGAUGCACACCCAUCUGCCUAUAGUGGUGAACAUAGUGGCAAUGACUGUAGCCAUUGGUGUCUUCCGGGGCUGCCCGAUACUUGGAAUGAGGUCCUAUAUGCAGAGCUCUUUAGUUGAAGACAAAGUGGGCAAUGGACGUUUGAAAUAUAGAAAGAAAACCAUUAUUUCAAUUCUAGGAGUUCAAUUUCCAUUUUUAUUGUUUAAGUGGGCAAUAAGAGGGUUGAUGUUUCAAUUAAAUGUAAAUGUGCAGAUUUUUUGGGCACAAAGUUGCCUUGAAUUGUGAGCAAUAUAUAUAUGCCCUUACAAAUUAAAAAAGCUCAUAGUUAUCAUUCACAUACCACAUGCUACUACUAAUUAGCAAUUAGUAAUUA